AUGUUCAGAACUAUCGGAAGAGCCAUCAAGGGCCUCCUGCUCCUCACACUGCCCAUUACCAUCCUGCCCAUCUUCAGCGCAGUCUUCGGCGGCAUUGGCUUUAGCAUCUGGCACAACCGUCAUAUCACUGAAAACACAGACAAGUUUCUGUACGAGAUCAAGGACUCGCUGCAUGACUGGGGAGUAGGUGGUGGCGUGCCUAGCUUUCGGGACUUCCAAGACACCCACAAUGACUUCCAUCUCAUGAGAAUCAACAGCAAUGACUGGACCGCCAAGCUAGGAUUGCUCCUGCCGGAAGAGUACACCAGCUGCCGUGCCACUGCCAAGAUGCCGAAGGAGCAAUGGGUCUGGUUGGCAUGGUAUGGCUUCCCAACGUACAAUCUGGAAUGGGAUGGAGCCUUCAACCAUGCGCUUCAGUGUGUUCACGCUCACAAGCCGCUCAAUGCAAGUGGCUUCUUCUACGCCCAGUGCUCGGGUACCGCUGGUUUCCUCUGCGGAGUGUGGUCGACAAGACCUCCCGCGCUCGUCCACUUUGUGGUUGAAGAUGAGCCUCUGGAUGUAGCAGAUAUCGACGAGAGUCUUACAUACUCGGCACCUAGCGACAAACUUGUGCCAGUCACAGCACGGAUCAUAGAGUUCCCACUCAAGGACGCCUACACCGGGCUGCCUCUCAACAAGUUCUCUGGCUACAAAGAGCAGAUUCUAUCCAUCAUAUCCGGCGACCGCUUCUACGAGCAAUUCGAGCCAUAUGACAGCAUGCAGCAGACCUUAACGCACUUCAAUGAGUAUAUCGAUAAGUUAUGGGAUGCUAAGGGCACUCUUCUCAAUCGCAUCAACAAGAUGGACACUUGGAUGGUGGAUUACGUCACCACCCCGCUCGGUAUCGAGGACGCCAUUGGCUUCAUGCAUGGCCUCAUAUUCGAACUUGUUGCAGGUCUCACACAAGGUCUGGUCAUGGGCCCAGCGCAGUCGAUUUGGAAAUUCGUCGAACAGUUUUCGGGUCGGCCGAAGCGUGGAGACUGGAUCUUGGGAGAUGUCGAUGAUCUGUCGCAGGAGCCGGCCAAUAUCAUGGACGACAUUCUGGGAGGCUUCUGGGCGUCAUUGGAAGAGACGAUCGCGAAGGAGAAGAGUUCCGCCACGGCGGAGUAUGAAGCUGUCAUCACUUGA
This is a messenger RNA of Fulvia fulva, 1167 nucleotides long. RefSeq lists its product as uncharacterized. The transcript has a single exon. The record is from RefSeq and is a predicted model, not a curated record. NCBI's taxonomy places the organism in Eukaryota, Fungi, Ascomycota, Dothideomycetes, Mycosphaerellales, Mycosphaerellaceae. Bases 1 to 1167 code for a protein of 388 amino acids.